AUGGCACCCCACGAAGGAUUGGUUCACCCCAAGGAGUAUGACAUUAAGGACAGCAAUGUGGAGUUGAUUGGCUCCGAUCUGGACCACCGUGUGAAGUACAAUUCGGCUGCCUCCGAGCCCGCUUGGAACAACGGCAAGGUCGGUCAGGUGCCCGGACUCUUUAUCUGGCGCAUUGAAGACUUCCAGGUUGUUCCCUGGCCCAAGGAGAGGACGGGGGAAUUCUACGAUGGAGACAGCUACAUUGUGCUGCACAGCUACAAGGUGGAGCUAGAUGAGUUCCUGCAGGGCGCGGCAACGCAGCACCGGGAGAUUCAGCAGCAGCCCUCUGAGGAGUUCCUCGCACUUUUCCACCAUAUCAGAAUCCGCUCUGGCGGGGUGCGUUCUGGCUUCACCCACGUUGAGCCCGAGGAACCUAAGGAGAUUCUCACUUUACUCCGCAUCUUCAAGCACCCAGGCUCUGGCCGUAUCAGCCCCAUCAUUGUGCAUGAAGUGGAGCCCACUUGGGAGAGUCUGGACGAGAAUGAUGUCUUUGUUCUGGACAAAGGCGAUAAGAUCUGGCAUGUCGAUGUUGAGGUUCUCUCUCAGCUGGAGUCUAGAUCCAGAAUCGUGGUUGACUUGCUCGGUGGUAAAGAGGCUGAUCAGUCCUCGCUACAAGCCCCGAGACCCGGGUACUUCUCAAGAAGCUUACAGAGCGACUCCAGUAACGCCCGUCCACGUAGAUUGUUCCGACUCAGUGAUGCAUCGGGCACCCUUUCCUUUGAUCUCGUCAACGAGGGAGGCCAUGUGCAGCAGUCAGAUCUCGAUGGCAACGAUGUCUUCAUUUUCGACACCGGGUCCCGUCUCUGGGUCUGGCAGGGCCUUGGCGCCAGCGAGCAAGAGAAGCAUCUGUGGCUCAAGGUCGCUCAGGCUUAUGUUCGCUGGCUCCAAGAGACCCAGGAGGACUCGGAAGCUUAUUUGACACCAAUUUCGAAGGUCACGCAAGGCCACGAGUGCGCUCCAUUCUUGAAAGCCAUUGCGGCCUAA
Molecule: messenger RNA, 1023 nt
Organism: Penicillium chermesinum
Lineage: Eukaryota; Fungi; Ascomycota; Eurotiomycetes; Eurotiales; Aspergillaceae
Exons: 3
Coding region: 1-1023 (340 amino acids)
Molecular function (GO): actin filament binding
Source: RefSeq, a predicted model, not a curated record